Messenger RNA from Poecilia latipinna (sailfin molly), 2011 nucleotides. Its product is annotated as nucleolar transcription factor 1-like. The coding region runs from base 214 to 1314 and encodes 366 amino acids. The record is from RefSeq and is a predicted model, not a curated record. Lineage: Eukaryota; Metazoa; Chordata; Actinopteri; Cyprinodontiformes; Poeciliidae. The transcript is spliced from 15 exons.
UCCUAUCUAGGGUUCCGCCCAUUAGCAAAGGACUUUUGCGAAUGUUUCAAAACUGACGGACAUCAUGUGUUUGGCUACAGCUUUAUGAAAAGCUGUUUUAGAUUGAUAUGUUAAUCUAAUUUUAAAGCUUGCUUCUCAGUUACGUGUUUUAACUACUGCAUGUUACUUCGACACACUUAAAAGUCUUGAAAAGUAAAUACGUUUUGGUUAAAAAUGAGUAAAAGCAAAAUGAACGGUGCAGAAUCUGGAUGGACCAUUGCAAACCUCCUGAAGCUUGUUGACCGUAUUAGGAGCAACAUCCCAGAAAGUGAGAAAACGACGAGGUGUGAAAUUGGAGUGUUGUCUGUAAACUGGGAUAAAACAGCAUUCCCUCCCUAUUCUGCUAAGGAAUGCCACGACCAGUGGCAAAAGAUGAUGGAAAAGAUGCGCAUAUUUCGGAGCCUGUCGGAAGUCAUUGCAGAAGCUGAAGAGGCCAUUUCCAAGCCUCCCCGUCACAAGAAAAAGGACGGAUAUAAAAAGAAGCACGCCCGUGGACGUGUGGAGCGCAAGAGAAAGUCAGACAACCUUUGUAAAGACAACAAUCUACCCUGUCCUCGAGAAUCUAAAAGGGCAAGACUCUCUGCAGUUGUUGAUGCAGACCUGCCUACGAAGCCACCUCGAAAUGGUCUGUUUCUGUUCAUGAAGGAGAGUGCUGCAGAAAACAGACCUUCAUUAGGUUCGGACUUGCACAAUGAUAUGAGGAAACGCUGGAGAGAACUGAAUGAACCAGAGAAGGAUGAGUAUUGCUCACGCUGUCUAAAGAUGAAGCAUGAGUAUAAUGCCAAGCUAAAGGAAUCUUUGGAUCAACAAACCAUUAAAGAACAAGAUAUCGGAUUUGUGAAGGCAAAGCCUUUGAGGACGUCACCCCGUGAGCCCAAGAUGCCCAGCCAAACUGUAUUGACAUACUUUGCCAAAGAUCAGAAGAUGUCUUCAGCCAAAUCUAUGAAACUUUGGGACAAGCUUCCUGCAAAGGAGAAGGAACGUUACAAAGAACAGAUGCAUUCAAACAUGAAACAAUACUCAGAAAACCUGCAAAAGUGGUUCAAGAAUCUGACCACAGAAGAACAAACGGAGUAUUUGAAACAAAAUCCCAGUAAAUUGCAGUUCCUCGAUCCCAAACAAAAACAGGUGCACAACAGAGAAGAGCUACAUCCGAGUCAACCUUCAGACUCGGAGGACGAAGACAUCACGGACAACAGCAGUGAAGAUGAUAUUUGGAUCAGUUAUGAGGAUGAGAGUGGAGAGGACUGGGACAUGUUUGAGAUGCAUCGCUGAUUGACAGAAUCAGAACCUUCAUACACUGCUAUAGGGAAACUUUUAUGAACACUUUAUCAACUGAGCUGAAAAAAUGCUGCCUGUAAAGUUACAUCAUUGUGUGGCAGAGAUAUUCUCAAUAAUGUUUACUUGUCGUUAUUAUAGCUACAAUAUGAAAAUAUUCUUGAUGUAGUGAGUUCCUGGGAGUAAGAAGAAAAAUUACAGUAGGACAGAAAGGGUCAUUUCCUCGUUCACGCCGCGAUAAUUUUACAUUUUUCAAGUGCUUAUUUUAGUUCAUUCGCCUCUUGGUUAAAAUGAUGUAAACUGUUUUAAAUUCAUAUUCAUAGAGGGGAAUUGGGAAUGUAAUUUAGGUUAAUUUUAUCACUUUGUAUAUGUCAUGUCAGGGAUGAUAUAAUAAUUAAAGAAAAACUAAAACAUGAAUUUGGGAUUUGUAGGUUUUUUAAAUGAAAAAUAUAGAACAGAUAUAAGUAAUUUUGGUGACAAAUUAUAUAUUUUAAAGACCAAUUAAGUGUUCUUGUUUAAGAGGUGUGGAAGUUUUCUUAAAAAAAAAAAAAAAAAACAGAACUGUUAAGAGUAAAAAAAAUAGAGGUACAUUAUCUUGCAGAUUAUACAAUAAUACAACUCAUAUUUGUGUUUUGGAAUUUAGAUGCGACUUUCAAAAUUUGCUGCCUGUAAUUACAAUAAGUGUGACUUCAGA